CAAAGCGAGAUAACAGGUGGCUUUUCAUAUGUAUCUCCAAGAUGCCAGAGACAAAAGAAAAGGCGGAGGAUCUUAGAUUUGAAGAUGCUAUGGAGAUUGCCGGCUACGGGAAGUUCAGCAUGUACAUAAUAUUCCUUAGUGGUCUGACGGUUUCGACAUCGCUGAUGGGUUCCGUUGAUGUCUCCUUUUUGCUGCCAGCUGCGGAGUGUGAUCUUAACCUCACAUCAGAUGACAAGGGCUUGCUGGGCUCAUCCUAUUAUAUCGGUGGUAUGUUGGCAUCACACCUGGCUGGUUUCCUGGCAGAUACUCUUGGACGCAGACACGUCUUGGUCAGGGCACUGUUGUGGAAUGUACUCACUUACAUUCUUGGGUCGCUCGCUCCUAACAUAUGGAUAUUCAUCGUUUUUAAAUUGAUAUCCGGUAUACUUUUAAGUCCGCCAAUGAUUGCCACACUACCAUUCCUGGGAGAGUUUGUUCCAGCCAAAAGAAGAGCCCAAGCCUUGCUAGUUACCUCUUCUCUUUCCACUCUUGGAAUACUAUAUUCUUCUUUGGCAGGAUGGAUGACGCUGAGAGGAUCUUGGGCUGUAGACCUCUGGUUUGUCACAUUUACACCCUGGAGGUUAUUUUAUCUCGUUUGUGGUCUACCCUCCUUGUUGUGUGGCACCCUCUUCUACUUUACUCCAGAGAGUCCCAAAUUUCUUCUCACCAGGGGCAAGAAAGGGGACACCAUGAAAAUAUUACAGAGAGUGCAUUCAGUGAAUUCUGGCAAACUGCCUCACACGUUCCCUGUGGAAUCGGUUUCGAUGGAUACUGAUGAAAUAUCGCCGCCAGCCCGAGGAAAAGGAAUUGUAGGAGCACUAAAACAUAUAGGCAACCAAACCUUGCCUGUUUUUAAACCUCCAUAUUUAAGAAAUUUAUCACUCUGCAUAGUAAUAGCCUUCAUCUCUUUCUUAUGUGUGAAUGGCGUUUACCUUUGGCUACCAGAGGUGACCAAUCGUAUAGCCCAGUACAAGGACACACAUGAAGGAAGAUUUUACGUGUGUGAAAUGCUCAAGAAAGGACCGGCGGCGAAUGUUACCUCGGUAUCAGAGGAACACUCGGGCUGCCAGAUAAGCAGUCACACCGCUGUGUUUGUUCCCAGUCUCUUAGUAGCAACAGUUCAGCCCUUCAUCAUCCUCAUAGCCAGCACAGUGGUAACAUUUAUCGACAGGAGAAUUAUCAUAAGUUUUAUUUAAAUCGGAUGCAGUGUCCUUGCUUAUCUGAUAACUGUGAUACCUGAUGCCUCUGCUAUUACCAUUCUCUUGGGAUCCAUUCCCGCACUGAAUAUGGUUUCUUCCACUCUUCUCAGCAGUAUCACUGUAGAGCUCUUUCCCACUUACAUCAGGGCGAUGGCUGUAUCUGUAACUAUUAUCUGCGGACGACUUGGAUCCAUGACCGGCUCCCAGAUGUUCAGUUCCUUGAUAGAUUCUCACUGUCUGCUUAUGUUCUGGAUUAUGUCUGGUUUACUCAUCUGUUGCUCUGUAACUCCAGUCUUUUUCAGAUUUAAACAUAAAAAUCAAACAAAAACAAAUACUGAAGAACUGCCUACAGUUAAUGUCAAUGCAUAAUUGAUGAUUCAGAUGUUCAAGUUUAAGUACUAUGUUGUUAAAUAAAACAUUAGAACAAACA
Molecule: messenger RNA, 1668 nt
Organism: Homalodisca vitripennis (glassy-winged sharpshooter)
Lineage: Eukaryota; Metazoa; Arthropoda; Insecta; Hemiptera; Cicadellidae
Product: synaptic vesicle glycoprotein 2B-like
Exons: 11
Coding region: 42-1235 (397 amino acids)
Biological process (GO): transmembrane transport
Molecular function (GO): transmembrane transporter activity
Source: RefSeq, a predicted model, not a curated record